Messenger RNA from Parnassius apollo (apollo), 972 nucleotides. The record is from the annotation of a GenBank genome assembly. Lineage: Eukaryota; Metazoa; Arthropoda; Insecta; Lepidoptera; Papilionidae.
AUGAUGACCAAUCCGGUCAUUGAUCUGGACAAACGAAUCAGGGACAAAUUCGCAGUGCACGCGGAACCCAUUCCAGAGAACGCCGAAUUCACGCAACCAGUUCAUGACCUCGCUUUGUCACUGAUGGCGGGGCUGAACGAUAGAUUUCGAGCAGUGGAACAGAGUGGUUCUCUCGCGCUGAACACAUUCUUAAACCCACGUUUCAAAAUGCAGGCAUUUUCAGAUGCAAAAAAGGCUACAAAACUAAGGAAAAGAGCUCCACAACUAGAAGCUGCUGCCAGCGAAAAACAACGUGAUCUGCUCUCAUCCUUUGAAGAUAUUGGUGUAAAUAUAAACCACUCGGAUAACGAAGCUUCAUCGAGUGAUUUUGAACUAGAUGAGGUUUCGACAAGAUCUGACCCCAGCGCCCCUCCAACUAUAAAGACGAGUACACCAACGAGAUGGCACAGCAUGCUUAUGAUGCUAACAAGCAUCAGCCACAAUGCAAAUCGCCGACCCAUUAGAGACAUGUUGAUUGAUAUAGGUCGUAGUGCUCUUUUACUAGAUGAGAAUGAGUACAAUUUAAUUACUAGCUUGACAUCGUUCUUUGAUAAAUUUAAGAAGACAGUAGAAUGCUUAAGCAAUGAAUCACAAACCACUAUUAAUUUAGCAUUGAUUUUUAAAUCAGAAAUUAGAAGGUUGCUAGAAGAAUACAACGACGAUGAACCUGUCAUAGUCACUAGACUAAAAAACAACAUGUUGCAACGUUUGGACCAUUGCUUUCCUGUUACAGACGAGACGAGAGAGUUGUGGCGGCUACUUUAUUGGAUUGUAGGUUUCAAUCAAUUAAGGAAAUCGACAUUUACAUGGAAAGUCAAGACACCUAUAAGUAAGGUUAUGAAGGUCACGCCGCCGACGCCGCCGCCGCCGACUUCUAAAAGUCGGCGCGCCGCAGCCAACAGAUUGAACAUCGGCGCUCAUAUCCAAUCCUGA